AUUGUUGACAUCAUUCCUUUUUGUCUCCUGAAGAAAGUCACAAUGAUGCACCAAGCCAUUCUGUUGUGUAUUCUUGGCAUUACGUCGGCAACAAUAGUCCAAGAUUGUGGUUCGGUGGGCACUAUAGUGAGCAGUGACAUCGAAGACUGCGAGCUCCCGCCGUGCUUAGUCACGAGGCCCAACAACUAUGACGUCAACAUAACGUUCACACCAGGUAACGAGGUGACUGAACUCAGGACAGAGAUCGACGCAUACAUUGGCGGCCUGCAUUUCCCUUGGCCUGGACCCGGAGGCUGCGACCUUAUUGUGGAGGGCAGCUGCCCCCUUCACACAAAUGAACUGUAUAAAUAUCACGCCGCAAUGCCCGUCCUUGCCGAAUACCCUGCGCUGUCAGCGGUGGUGACAUGGAUGGUGAUCGACCAAGACGACCGGCACCAGGUUUGCAUCGCCUUUCCCAUCACCAUCGUGUGAGCAUUUCCGCCGCUCCUUUCGCCUGACCCCGUGCUCAAAGAACCAGAAGGAUUGUGAUAUUAGUAUAGGCCAUAUGACUAAGAGUACUUAGAAUAAUAAGCAAGUGGGAAAAUGUAGCCCUCUUGUCUGGAAAUUCAAUAACAUACUAAGAGAUUAA
Molecule: messenger RNA, 628 nt
Organism: Penaeus indicus
Lineage: Eukaryota; Metazoa; Arthropoda; Malacostraca; Decapoda; Penaeidae
Product: NPC intracellular cholesterol transporter 2-like
Exons: 4
Coding region: 43-471 (142 amino acids)
Biological process (GO): sterol transport
Molecular function (GO): sterol binding
Source: RefSeq, a predicted model, not a curated record